AUAUCAUGAAAUUUUCAUCAUUUGUAUGUAGGUUUCAAACGACAUAUAAUAAAAAAAUUAAUAAUGCCGAAAAGAAAAAGAUAUAACGAUUUGAGUCGGUCUCAACAAUGGCGUCGGCGACAAAAUAUUGAUUGUGCAGUACAUACUAUUGAUACAGGCGAUACAUAUAAUAUUAAUUUAGACAUUGAGAUUCCUCAUGAAAUGUCUAAUGACAAUAUUCUUAUUGAAGAGAAUAGUAACAAUUAUUUGAAUAAUAAUAAUAUAUAUAUGUAUGGAGAUGUCGAAGAAUGCAAUCAAAGAAUUGAUUCUUAUUCAAAUUGUAGUUAUUCAGAAUCUGAUAUGGAAUUGAUUGCCGAAUGCAAUAAUCAAUGUUAUAAAGAUUUGAGUUUUAAUGUACAGAAAGAACUUGCAUUAUACAAAUUUCUUCGGACAUGGAGUCUUGAGUAUAAUAUUACUCAUGUGGCUCUAACAAAAUUGCUUCAAGGUCUCAAAAUCAAUGGAUAUGAAAAGCUUCCUUGUAAUGCGAGAACUUUAUUGGGAACUCCGAGAACAACAUCAAUAAUUAAGAAUCAUUCUGGUACUUUUUUAUUAUCAUGGAUUGCAGACAGCAUUGAAGAAUCAUUUACGAUAUAAUAAACCUCUCCAUGAACGUUGUGAAAAUGAAAUUAAAAUCAACUUAAGCAUUGACGGACUACCAUUGGCAAAGAGUUCUAAAUCGCAAUUUUGGUCACUUUUAGGGCAAAUUGUCCACGUUCAUUAUAGAGAAAUACCUUUUGUCAUUGGAGUAUUCCACGGAUAUUGUAAGCCGAAGAAACCGAAUGAGAUUAUUCAUCAAUUUAUUGAAGAAUAUAGUGAAAUUCAAAAUAAAGGAUUCUAAUAUCGAGGAAAAAAAUACAAAGUUUUAAUAAAUGCUAUAAUAUGCGACGCCCCGGCAAAAGCAUUCAUGAAAUGUAUUAAAAGUCAUACAGGAUAUUAUGGAUGCGAUAAAUGUGAAGAGGAAGGUGAAUGGAGGAACAAUCGAAUGUUAUUCCUUAAUGAAAAUGCUCCAUUACGGAUCAAAAUUUUUAUUACGACAUAAUGAAGAUCAUCAUGUGGAUAAUUCACCUUUUGAAAACAUUGGAUUGAAAAUGGUAACACAGUUCCCAUUAGAUUAUAUGCAUCUUGUUUGUCUCGGUAUCAUGAAAAGACUUAUAAAUAUGUGGAUCCGAGGAAUAAAGGGCAUUAAACUGCGUGCUUCUCAAAUUGAUCAAUUAUCUAUAGAUUUAAAGCAGUUAAUUAUACAUACCAGUUAACAUACAUACCUAGAGAAUUUUCUAGGAAACCAAGAGGUUUAGAUGAAUUAGAUCGCUGGAAAGCGACAGAAUUUAGACUGUUUCUCUUAUAUACUAGUCUAUCAAUUUUAUGGUCAUAUUUGCCAAAUGAUUAUUUGAGACAUUUUUAUUCUACAUUGUGCAAUUUAUAUUCUUUGUAAUCCUGCCGAUUGCGAAUACAAUAACGAAUAUGCACAUGAAUUAUUAGUACAUUUUGUACAAACAUUUAAAAUGUUAUAUUCUGAGAACUACGUUACAUACAAUGUACAUAACUUGGUUCAUUUACUUGUUGAUGUUAAGAAUCAUGGGUGUCUGGACAUGUUCAGUGCUUUUCCAUUCGAAAAUUAUUUUCAAGAAAUGAAACGAAUGCUACGAAAAAAUGCACAACCGUUACAACAAUUGCACAGACGAUUAAUGGAAAAAUGUCAAACUGUAAGAAAUAUUGGGUAUAAACCUGAAGCAUAUCCCAUUCUUCAAAAUGCCAAGAACGAAGAAUUAUUGUUUGGAUGCACACAAUCUCAUAAAGAAAUAAUAUUUGAAAAAUUUACACUAUCCUGCAUCAAAGAAGCCGAUUCUUAUUGUUAUAUGAAUAACAGAAAUGUUCUCAUGAUUGAAUAUAUUGGAAAAAAGAAUGGAGAAACAGUAAUACUUGGAAAAAAGUUAAAAAAUUUCGAUAAUAUAUCUUCAUAUCCAUGUGAUUCGCGAAAUUUGAAAAUCUAUGCCGGAAAUGAAUGGUCUGAAAUUGGAAUGUAUCCAAUAAGUCAAAUAAGCGCAAAAGCAAUGCGACUUCCUUACAAAGAUACAUUUUGUAUAAUUCCUAUUCUACAUACUAAUGAUUGAAAUGUAUUACGUCGUAUUUUGGGACGAAUACUGCCAAGUCGUUCCCGAUUCUUGGGUAAACUUUAAUGCAAAAACAUUUACGUUUCCAUUGUCUAAAAAAAAUAUUACCAAUACAAUAAAGAAGAAGAUAAGUCCUAGAAAUGAUUGGAACAUUAGUCAUUUUCAUAAAAUUUUAGGACCUUACAAUAUAUUUGAUAAAGCUCGGGAAGCAGAAAAAUCUUGUAUUGAUAUAUCCACUUCGGAUGAUAUUCAAUUUGCUUCUUUAAAUGAACCAAUCCAAACAUUGCCUCUGAAACGUUUGAUAACGAAAAAAAAAUUUUAUGAUGAUGAAUCGAAUAAUUACGUGAAUGAUUGUAAUAUUUCCAAGAAAUAUAAAUCAAAUCAACAUCCCCCAUUAAAUUAUAAAAUACACGAAGGGAUUGGAGCUACAUCUAUAAAUGUUGAACUUGAGAAAAAUUCAUUACAUUUUAGAUCAGUGAGUUCGGAAUAUAACGUGCAGAAGCGGGAGGAAGAUAAAAUUUUAUCCGUCAAAAAUAAUCCAUCUAAUUGCAAUGUCCCUUCACCUUUAAAUGAACACCAAUUUUCAAUUCAAGUUUUUCAUGAGGAUGAGCAAGAUGAUGAAGAGAUGACGGAUGAUACUAAUUCUCGUGAUUAUGAUCGGAACAUCGAUAAUAAGGAAAAUGAGAUAAUUGCGAUGAAGGCUCUCCCAAUUACAGAAAUGAAUGUAGACGAGGAUAUACAUAUAAUUAUAAGUUCUUUAUAUGAAAAAGUAGGUACUUUACAUCAAGACUUUCAACAAUUCAAAACAGAGAUAAAACACGAAGCAGCUAAAAAUAACACAAAAUUGAAAGAAAUAGUUGCUAUUUUAAGAGAAAGUUUCCAAAGAAAUGAAGAAAAUGAAGCAAUAACUAUGGAUUUAAUGCCUGAAUUUCCAAUGACAUCCGUCGAGGAAUACGUACAAUUUAAUGAAACAUUGAAAAAUGAUGAAGCAAUUCGUAAAUGUUUUGAAAAGAAAAUAAAGUGUAUUGGUGGUGACUCUACACAAAAAAUGAUCUCCAAUAUACUCACAUAUUGCAUAACAUUUGAUGUAGGACACAAGUUGACUUGGACUGGUGCAAAAAAUACUAUCGCAAUCGAAAAUACAACUUUUGCAAACAUUAUAGUUAGUACUGUCAAUCGUACAAAAGGAAAUGGACCUGACUGUACCAUUGCAUUGAUUGUCAAGCAUGUAAAAAACUGGCUGCAACAUGCAGGUGAUAAAAUGAGAUAUCGAAACAAAAAAGUGCAACAAUAA
Molecule: messenger RNA, 3444 nt
Organism: Harpegnathos saltator (Jerdon's jumping ant)
Lineage: Eukaryota; Metazoa; Arthropoda; Insecta; Hymenoptera; Formicidae
Exons: 8
Coding region: 2143-3444 (433 amino acids)
Source: RefSeq, a predicted model, not a curated record